GUCUUUGUUCGUGCUUCCAGAGUACAACAGAAUCUCCAUCCUCUGUUUAAUCUUUUCCAAGCUGAGGAAGGAAAGAGAAUGGGAAGAAAGGUAUUGAGCUGGAGUGGACAAGACUCGCUUCCUGGUGGUGACAUACAUUCAGAUCCCAGUAAAGGUCCCCCCUGGAGAGAUGAUAUCACUCAAUAAGACACCAGUGACGUUCAAGGAUGUGGCUGUGGAUUUCACUGAGGAGGAGUGGAGACAACUGAACCUUACUCAGAAACAGCUGUACAGAGAUGUGAUGCUAGAGAACUACAGAAAUCUACUUUUUCUAGGGCUUCCAGUUUUCAAACCAGUCGUAAUCUCUCGUUUAGAGCGAGGGGAAGAACCAUGGAGAGUGGAGAGAAAAGGCCCAGGAAGCACCCGUGCAGGCAAGUUGCUAGAGAGCUGGUCCCCUAGGAGGGGCAUGAGCAUCAUCUUCUGGAGCCUGAGGAACUGGUGGAAUCUCUAGAGGACAGUACGUGCAUGGGACCAAUGGCUGGAAGGUGAAAAGAACUCUGAUAAGUGGUUUGCAGAGGUUAGAAAGAGGGCAGGGGAUGGAUGAGACCACCACCUUGUGGGAGCUGAGGAGAGCUACAGGAAGUGUAUCUUCAGAAACCUGAGGACAGAGCUGGUGAUGAAGCACCUGAAGCUUACUGCAAGCUAGGAAAAUCUGCAGGAAAGGAGGGAUGGAAGACAGGCACAGACAGCAAUGACUACUGACCUAUUGAGAGCACCAAGAGGAAAGAGGCCACUAUCAAGGGCAAAUGCCCUUUUUUCCGGUUUUAUUUUUCAAUUAAGUAUUUUUUCUCUCCUUGCCCCCCCCCCCCCACCAUUUAAAAGGAAAAGAAAAUCCUUUUAAACAAAACAUCAGUGAAAACCGAUCACAAUAUCCCAACAGACUCCCAAUAUCCAUGCCCCAAACUGUCUCUGCAUACUGAAUCUCUUGUGUGUCUGGCAGGAGAGAGUACAGAUCAUUAUGAUCUUAAAUCUACCAGAAUUGUGUGUCUUUACUGUUAUUGUAAAAAUUGUUUGAUGAUCAGACUCCUAUAACUCUUGUGCUCUUGGCUGGCACAAGGUCCUGAAAGCCAUUAAGACUUCAUUCCCAUUGAGAUCACAGUAGUUCAUGGGUGAUAUUCUUAUCUAUGGGUUUGGAUACAAGUUCUGUAAGUGUCUAGUUAUAAAUAAAAUUGUUCAUGUUAUGAAACUUGUGAGCCUGUGUGCUUGUAAGGGGAUCUGGUGAUUUACCCUUAAGAUAUCAAAAUGAAGUUCCCAAAUCAUCGGGAGGCAAUAAGCAAGAGAAUUUAAGGGGCCCCACACGUAUACAAGAUCUUUGUGUCAGGAGAGAGCCUCAGACAAGUUUUAUCACAUGUAUUAACCUUUUCCUUUCUAGAGACACAUGGGUACAUUGAUUUCCUCACUUUUUCCCUUCAGUCACACCAAAUUUCCCAAAGUUGUAGAGAUGCUGUCAAGUCUCCCUAAAACUCUUCCCAAAAAAGUUAUUACUUUUCCCAUCUCUAAAAUGGAGCUAGCCAAAGUGACUGAUAUAUAAAUAAUGUGUCCACAAUCCUAGAUUCAGUAGGACAUUUGGGCUGUGGACCUCCAAGGAUAUAAACAUCUUCCAAAUUUGAAUCGGAUGAGCUGCUAUUUUAAAAAUAUCUAACAAGAGUAUUUCUAAAGAACAGAAUAAGAAUCUUGUAUAUGAAACUGCAAGUCUCACAGUUUGCUUUCCCUGUUAAGUUUAUAAUAAAUGAUUUCAAAAUAA
Messenger RNA from Gracilinanus agilis (Agile Gracile Mouse Opossum), 1783 nucleotides. Its product is annotated as zinc finger protein 74-like. The transcript is spliced from 5 exons. NCBI's taxonomy places the organism in Eukaryota, Metazoa, Chordata, Mammalia, Didelphimorphia, Didelphidae. The record is from RefSeq and is a predicted model, not a curated record. Gene Ontology annotation, biological process: regulation of DNA-templated transcription. Bases 170 to 490 code for a protein of 106 amino acids.